Molecule: messenger RNA, 852 nt
Organism: Dicrocoelium dendriticum
Lineage: Eukaryota; Metazoa; Platyhelminthes; Trematoda; Plagiorchiida; Dicrocoeliidae
Source: the annotation of a GenBank genome assembly
CUCCAUUCUCAAAUUUCUUGCUUGCGGGGUAUCGUGCUUCGGAAUCAAUGACGCGUUCAUUGCGUGGAGCUCUGGUCACAUUAACGCUUCUGCUGGUGAAAGCUGAUUGGGGCCAUGGGGAUUCGGUGUCGUACUGUACCUAAUUAGAAACGCAUCCAAUAUCUGCUGCGUGGUUAUUAACACAGAAUGGGGUGCAUUUGUAGAAUGUGACGAAGUUGAGAAUUUGCGUACAUCCUUUGACAAAUCAUUUGACGCGGAGAGCUUGCAUCCGGGAAAGCGAGUGUUUGAGAAGAUGGUUUCGGAAAUGUACGUGGGUGAAAUAGUGAUGCACGUACUGGUGUACUUGGUCCAACAACAUUUGCAUUUUCGAGGUCAGAUUCGUGACAAACUGCUCCUUAAUGAUGCCGUAUUGACAAAGUAUUUAAUCGGAACUGAAUGGAACCCUCCUCAUAUGUACUACAGCACCAACUAUAUGCUUCUCGAAGAUUUAUUGGUGCCAAUUGUCGAACCGAUAGACAGCAAAAUAGUGCAUUGUUUGCGAAAUCGUUUCCAAACGCGCCGCAUAUCUAGCUGGUGCCGUCAUUGCCUGUUUAUUGCGUCCAAUUGGGAGGUCCGGUCACCGUUGGCAUCCAUAGGUCGUUGUACAAAUCCCACCUCCAUCGCUAGAAAUCUGUUGUGGUUUCCACUGACUGGACGAAUAGCCUACCAGAAUCUGUUGUGCAGCCUCCAACCGGUUCAACCCGCAACGAAAUGAGAACGCCAAGAUCAACCAGACUGAGGGAUUCGUAGUGUUUGAGAGCAUAGCGCAAUAAAUAGCUUGAAGGCAACUACUAACACAACGCUAUUGGAAAU